AUGGACAUAGACUUACUUCUGUACCAGUUCCAAAGAAGAUGGUGGCCUCUGUGCUCACCUUGCUCACCUCAAGUAAACAUGUUCAACCUGAUGAGCAACUGCUGCACCUGGUUCUCCAAAAUACAGGAGCCGAUCAGGAAAGUGACCAUUUUGGUGGUUGGUCUUGACAAAGCAGGAAAAACAUCCUCCAUCAGAGGGAUUCUAAGAGUCCCCCAUGUUGCAGAAGCUGGACCCACCCAUGGCUGCGUCCGAAGUGAGCUGAGAAUGGAGAACUACCAGGUCAGCUUGCUGGACGUGGGGGGGUCCGCAGAGUCGAGGGGAGCCUGGCGGGGCCUCUAUGGAGAGGCCCAUGGGAUCAUCUUUGUGGUGGACUCCGGUGACAGGCAGAGGAUAAAGGAGGUCAAGGAGGUUCUUGCUGACCUGCUGAAACAACCGAGAGUGGCGGGAAAACCUAUAUUAGUGUUGGCUAACAAACAAGACAAAAUGAACGCUUUGCUGGGAAAUGAGCUGAUUGAGAUUCUGUUACUGGAGAAGCUGGUCAACCAGAGCCGCUCCCUGUGCCAUAUUGAGCCUUGUUCUGCCUUAAUGGACCUGCGGCGCUGGUCGGACAGAAAGACUCAACGGGGCCUUCGCUGGCUGCUGCGUGCUGUUUGUCUGGACUACCCCGAGCUGUGCACUCGUGUAGCCCAGGACAGCAAGAGGCCUCAGGAACCAAGAGAGGGCGAAAAGACCUGGAAAACAGAGAAACUUCGCAGAAAAACCAAGGACCGAAUGCGAUCCAGCAAGUCAGAUCUCCGCCAGGUUCAUCGGCCAAAAGAAAAGGAGAAAAGGGCAAAGAGUGAAGGAAAGCUGCAACCCAUUCGAAACAUGCUGCAAAAGGAAAGCACUCUCAAAAACAAGCUGAACACAAAAAAGAAGAGAAAGAAGCCCGUUGAGGAGAAGGAAAGCAAAAAAGAGCAAGAAGAAGCAAAUGAGCAGGAGGAGGAAGAGGAGGGUGACGGUAACGGAGGAGAGCAUGAAAACUCUGGUCACAGAGAAAAAGCCAGCACCGCCCUGAUCCCCCCGAAAAAACGCAAAGCCAAACGCAAAACAAAAGUUAAAGAAGAGACUCUGGACGUGCCUGAAUCACUGGACAAUGACGAGAAGCCGCCUAAAGCUAAAGGGGAAAAGAAGAAAAAGAAGAAGAAGGUUGUAAAAGUAAAAAGGAAGAACAAGAUCAACACAGAGGAGAUGUCUGAAGCUUACUCUAAACCUGUGGACCUGUCUGCAACCUUUGAUCUUUACCGCAAGGCGAUGCUGGCUCUGAGGGAACGUCAGGAUAAGGGACAGUGA
Anoplopoma fimbria (sablefish) is the source of this 1332-nucleotide messenger RNA. RefSeq names its product ADP-ribosylation factor-like 13A (gene arl13a). The record is from RefSeq and is a predicted model, not a curated record. Bases 1 to 1332 code for a protein of 443 amino acids. The transcript is spliced from 10 exons. Gene Ontology annotation, molecular function: GTP binding; GTPase activity. Gene Ontology annotation, cellular component: ciliary membrane; non-motile cilium. NCBI's taxonomy places the organism in Eukaryota, Metazoa, Chordata, Actinopteri, Perciformes, Anoplopomatidae. Gene Ontology annotation, biological process: receptor localization to non-motile cilium; non-motile cilium assembly.